Messenger RNA from Penicillium hordei, 453 nucleotides. RefSeq lists its product as uncharacterized. Bases 1 to 453 code for a protein of 150 amino acids. NCBI's taxonomy places the organism in Eukaryota, Fungi, Ascomycota, Eurotiomycetes, Eurotiales, Aspergillaceae. The record is from RefSeq and is a predicted model, not a curated record. The transcript is spliced from 2 exons.
AUGUCUGUUUCACAAUAUACUCCCGGACUCCCUUACUAUUCCAAGGUGGAUUCUAUCACCGGUACCACCAUCACCUACCGCAUGCUCUACCUCGAGCCCAAUGUCAAGCCAGAAUCGGAAAAGUGGCAGCCCCGCACUGAGCGAUGUUGUACCGCUGUUUUGGUACUUAGUUUGAUCCAUCUGUCCAUCGAGAGCGAAGCUCACCACGUCCCAGACGCCGUCGGGCAUGCCGUGCACAUCCUACAGGUCUUCAUACUAUGCGUACAAUUAUACAGCGUAGUCAGAUAUUUUUUGGCACUUAGGCGUGAAGGCUGGGAGCCAAAAGGCCGUGGUUAUGAUCUCUCCCUUGGAUCAGCAUACACAUACAUGUUCGCUCUGCCACCAGUGGACAGUGGCCUGAGAGUUCCCCUGCCAUCGAAUGUUUCUGAUGCGUCUGCUGUUGCUGACAUAUAA